Drosophila serrata is the source of this 507-nucleotide messenger RNA. RefSeq lists its product as uncharacterized. The record is from RefSeq and is a predicted model, not a curated record. Lineage: Eukaryota; Metazoa; Arthropoda; Insecta; Diptera; Drosophilidae.
UUUCCCAAAGAUGUCCAGAGUUACGCUGAUUGUAGUUUGUGUUUUGCUCUCCCUGAGCGGUCAAGCCUGGGCUCAAUAUGAGGCCGUAGAUCAGGCCAUUGCCUGGGCCAACAAUGUUUACCAAACCGUUGCCGUUGUGACCAGAGAGAAAUUACCUGUUUCGACUCAGGCUCAAAAGGAGGGCCAGGAUAUGCUGGAUACCUUAAAAUUGGGCCUAACCCAUUGCGAGACUGAGCUAAAGACCACCAGGAAUGUGGACCAGCACAAGACGUGUGUCAAUGCCUUGACAGCUGGCUAUUACGCCUCUUUGGGUCAAUUGGCCGGUGAACUGUGGGCCAUUCAUGGAGCCACCUCUGGAGCAUCGCGUAUCCGCUUGUUCUGGUAAUCACAAGGGAUUCUAGGAAGCUAAUUGAAACUAAAUAUAAAAAUAUAUAAAAGGAAUACUAAUUGUUAUUGGCUUAAGUUUAUGAAAACAUACAGAAAAUAAAGUGAAUAGUUGGAAAAUUA